CAAGGGGGUUUGUUGCAAAACCCUAACAGUCCAGGGAAAUUUUUUGCACUUUUCUCUGUAUUUUAUACUGAAGCUCUCUGCAACGAGUGGGUGCCCAACAAUUUAAAUUUUCUCUCUCUCUAUAUAUAGUAUAUGAUAUAUACAAACUUACACGCAGACACAUACAUAUAUACACAUAGAUAAGCAUAGUAUCUCUCUCUAGAACUUCAUUCGGACCAUAAAACCAACCGAUCUUUGUGCCUGAACCUUAGAGCCCAGAAUUGGACCGAGCAAUCCGUCGUUUUCGCUCCCACCACCACAUGUACUUACUCCCAACUUCUAAUACAUUCUUCUCCUGAUCUUUUCUCUUUUUAUGAUCCUGACUCUUCUUCAGGUUGUUGCUAUAGGGUUUAAUUGAUUGUUUCGCUCAUUUGGGGAUCGAUCUGGUGUGGCCAUCAUCACCAUGAGUGGUAAUAACCAGUUGAUCUCCGUUCAGCCCGACGAGCUCAAGUUUCAAUUUGAGCUGGAAAAACAAAGCUAUUGUGAUAUGAAAGUUAUGAACAAUACAGAACAUCAUGUUGCUUUUAAGGUCAAAACCACUUCCCCAAAGAAAUACUUUGUUCGGCCGAACACUGGUGUUAUACAACCUUGGGACUCGUGCGUCAUAAGAGUCACCCUCCAAGCUCAACGAGAAUAUCCACCAGACAUGCAAUGCAAAGAUAAAUUUCUCCUACAGAGCACGGUAGUGCCUCCAAAUACCGAUGUUGACAAGCUUGCACAAGAUACUUUUACUAAGGAAAGUGGAAGAACAAUAGAGGAGUGCAAGCUUCGAGUUGUCUAUAUCUCUCCUCAUGCAGCUGGUGGAAAUUCAGAAGAUAGGAGCUUAAAACAAAGUGGCUCUAUGUUCCGCUCCACAAGCUUUGAUGAUAAUAAGGCUUUACAGCGCCUCAAGGAUGACAGAGAUGCAGCCGUGCGGCAGACACAGCAGUUGCAUCAGGAACUGGAAAUGAUGAAGAGACGAAGAAAUCGGAAAAGUGACCCCAGCUUCUCCUUCAAAUUUGCGAUUUUUGUGGGACUCAUUGGAAUCAUGGUUGGAUUCCUUUUAAACCUUUCAUUGUCUUCACCUGCUACGGAAUAACUAAAACCAGCUUGAUAACCUGAAAAGACAAGAUUUCUUGUCUAUUUCAUUGUAUAAUUUUUAUUGUUGGCUCAUAAUGGAAAGCUUGCCUACUUGUUCGUUUCUCUUUGUAAAUUGACAUUGUAUACCUUUUUUUCUUCAUCAGUUUGGUUUCUCUAUCAAAA
Messenger RNA from Cornus florida, 1281 nucleotides. Its product is annotated as vesicle-associated protein 2-1. Gene Ontology annotation, cellular component: endoplasmic reticulum membrane; plasma membrane. Gene Ontology annotation, biological process: endoplasmic reticulum membrane organization. The record is from RefSeq and is a predicted model, not a curated record. Bases 443 to 1117 code for a protein of 224 amino acids. Lineage: Eukaryota; Viridiplantae; Streptophyta; Magnoliopsida; Cornales; Cornaceae. The transcript is spliced from 9 exons.